AUGGCAAGUAGACCAAGAGUGAGAUUUAACCAGCUGCUGUAAUUUUUCUCUAUCUCUGUUAAACCAUGAACAGGCAGUGCCAUACAUGGAUGAGUUAGGCAUUGAAUUACUAAAGUAAGGUGCUCAACAAGGUAAUGGGCACAUGUAUAUGCUAUAGACAUUAGACGUCACUUCGUAAAUAGCUUUGAACUACCUGCAUGGCUUUGUGUAACCAAGCCUUGAUAGCAAAUACUAUCAAGUGGAGGCAUCUGAAUUAACAAGCACUUCAAUUUCUUGCCUAGCACAUUUCACCUGAUAUUUCUGAAAGUGAAGACGAGGAAGAAAAUGGAGAUCAGGCCAACGAAAUCCAAAGAUUGAAAAACCUUCUGGCCGAGAAAGAGAAAGAGAUUAAAGAUCUGAAAACCAGAUUGAAAGACACACAAGGUUAGAAUAACUUUCCAUAUUCCCAAUUCUGUUGGGUUUUUUGGCAAAAGCGAAACAGUCAAAAAUAAAUUGAAAUAUUGGACAUGUUGUGUCCAAGUUUGUUAGUUUUUUUUUUAAACAUUGCUUUUCUCCUUUUAAUUAAUCACAGAAAUGCACAGCUUUGGCGAUCUUGUACAGGAAUUGAAGGAGUCAGCUAAAUAUCUUCGGUACGCUGUCAAAAGCCAACAAGAAAGCGAUGGUCCUUCUUUGGUCAGCUCUAAGAGACUGCAGUUGGCAAGCAAAAUGGUGGAUCAUGAGUUGCCAAUUGGUAAAAAACAAGAGACUAUGUUCCCUGUAGACCCACCCUCUUCACCAGCAUCUAGCUGCUCCAGCCGGACAACAUCGUCAUGCUUUGGAGUUUCAGAAAGUGAAGCGGAUAGUGUAAGUAAUAUUUCAACUUAUAUCCAACAUCAUUAG
This is a messenger RNA of Paramuricea clavata, 879 nucleotides long. NCBI's taxonomy places the organism in Eukaryota, Metazoa, Cnidaria, Anthozoa, Malacalcyonacea, Plexauridae. The record is from the annotation of a GenBank genome assembly.